Messenger RNA from Papaver somniferum (opium poppy), 2578 nucleotides. Its product is annotated as cellulose synthase-like protein E1. The record is from RefSeq and is a predicted model, not a curated record. Gene Ontology annotation, cellular component: plasma membrane; trans-Golgi network. Bases 194 to 2491 code for a protein of 765 amino acids. The transcript has 8 exons. Gene Ontology annotation, biological process: plant-type primary cell wall biogenesis; cellulose biosynthetic process. Gene Ontology annotation, molecular function: cellulose synthase (UDP-forming) activity; mannan synthase activity. NCBI's taxonomy places the organism in Eukaryota, Viridiplantae, Streptophyta, Magnoliopsida, Ranunculales, Papaveraceae.
UGGGGUGCAACAUUAAGCCUCUAUAAGUGCAACUUAUCUGUCGCAUCAGAUUUUCAUCCACUACUUUGAUUUGUUGUCGCGUAGUCAUUUGCUAGUUUUGUCAAGCCAGGACAAAUUUUGUGUCUAUAGAUCCUGCCUGAACUUAUGUGAAUCACGUUUGGAUAAUAAUACCGAAACAUCUAAACAGAGAAAGAUGGGAGCAAAUAGAGUGAGAGAAGAUGAUGAAUCUAAGGAUGAUGUUCUUCCAAACUUGUUCGAGACAAAGCAAGUUAAUAAAGUUCAGCUAGUUAUUCGCUGGUUGUUUUCGAUUUCUGUACUGAUAAGUAUAUGUCUGGUUUGGUUCUAUAGAUUUAAGUAUGUUCCAACAAGUGUUGCUGAAGCUGACAAUCAUAAGCUUGGAACAAGAAGAUGGAUCUGGAUCGGUUUGUUUGCAGCAGAAAUUUGGUUCGGGUUUUACUGGAUUCUUUCUCAGCCUCUUCGUUUGAAUCAAGUUUUUCGUCACACUUUCAGAGACAGACUGUUACUCACCAGAUACGAGGAGAAAUUACCACGUGUAGAUGUAUUCGUAUGUACUGCCAACCCGGUGAUAGAGCCACCAGCGAUGGUGAUCAACACUGUGUUAUCGGUAAUGGCAUACGAUUACCCUCCGGAGAAACUUAGCGUUUACUUAUCAGAUGACGGUGGUUCUGACUUGACGUUUUACGCGUUGUUAGAGGCUUCUCAUUUCUGUAAGUAUUGGAUACCAUUUUGCAAGAAGUUUCAAGUGGAGCCGAGGUCACCUGUUGCCUACUUCUCAACAACAUCAUCCAACUCCAAACAUAACUCAUCCAGUUUUAACAGCGAAGAAUGGUCAGCCAUGAAGAUACUGUACGAGAAAAUGGAGAAUAGGAUUGAGACUGCAACUAAGUUGGGUAAGGUUCCUGAUGAAAUGAGAGCGCGGCACAAAGGAUUUUCAGAAUGGGAUUCCGUUUCUUCUCCACGCGACCAUCAAACAAUUCUUCAGAUUCUGAUCGAUAGUCGAACACCAGAUGCUGUGGAUAUGGAAGAAAUUAGUAAGUUGCCAACACUAGUGUACAUGGCUCGGGAGAAAAGACCACAACACCACCAUAACUUCAAAGCUGGAGCUAUGAAUUCAUUGAUACGGGUAUCAUCAAAGAUAAGCAAUGGGAGUAUCAUCCUCAAUGUGGACUGUGAUAUGUAUUCAAACAAUUCAGUAUCCGUAAGAGAUGCUUUAUGUUUCUUCAUGGAUGAAGAAAAGGGGCAUGAAAUUGCGUACGUUCAGUUCCCACAGAACUUCGAUAACAUCAGUAAGAACGAUCUAUAUGGUGGGUCGUUGCGAGUAAUUGCUGAGCAGGACUUUCCGGGUCAGGAUGGUAAUGGAGGACCCUUAUACAUCGGGAGUGGUUGCUUGCACAGAAGAGAAACACUUUUGGGAAAAGAGAAUAGCAAAGCAUCUAAGAGAGGUCAAUGGGAAACUAAUGAUAUCCUAUCAAAGUUAGUACUUACAGAAAGCAUUGCUGAACUAGAAGACAGCGUGAAGGAUCUUGCAAAUUGUAUUUAUGAGGAGAAUACUCAAUGGGGAAAUGAGAUGGGAUUGAAGUAUGGUUGUCCGGUGGAAGAUGUACUGACAGGGUUAACCAUUCAAUGCCGUGGCUGGAAAUCGGUUUACUUGAAUCCAGAAAGGCAGGGGUUCUUGGGUGUUGCUCCAAACACAUUAGGUGACACUCUUGUGCAACAUAAAAGAUGGUCUGAAGGAGACUUUCAGAUUUUUCUUUCAAAAUACAAUCCUUUUCUGUAUGGACAUAAAAAGAUCUCUUUAGGACUUCAAAUGGGUUACUGUGUUUACUGUUUGUGGGCUCCUAACAGCUUACCCACAUUAUACUACCUUGUCAUCCCUCCACUUUGUCUUCUGAAGGGCAUUCCCUUGUUCCCAAAGAUUACAAGUCCAUGGUUCCUGCCUUUCGCGUAUCUGAUCAUCUCAACGUACACAUACAGCUUGGCUGAGUUUUUAUUUUUUGGUGGCACACUUCAAGGAUGGUGGAAUGAGCAGAGAAUAUGGAUGUUUAAAAGGACAACCUCGUAUUUGUUCGCAAUCAUUGAUUCCAUCAGCAAGCUAUUAGGAUUGUCCAAGUCAGCAUUCGUCAUCACGUCUAAGGUUGCAGAAGAAGACGUUUCCGAGAGGUAUGAAAAAGAAAUAAUGGAGUUUGGAACAUCUUCUCCCAUUUUCACAACAAUCAUUGCAACCCUUGCUUUGAUCAACCUAUUCAGUUUAGUUGGAGGUUUGAAAAGAGUGUUCAUUGACAUGAAACUCGAGACGACUGAGCAGCCAUUGUUAAUACAAGUUGUCCAGUGUGGUUUUGUAGUACUUAUAAACUUACCAGUGUACCAAGGACUAUUUAGAAAAGACAAGGGUCGGAUUCCGCCUUUUGUGUCUCUAAAAUCAGUCACUUUGGCUAUAUCAAUCUGUAUAUUGCUAUCUUCAUUGUACUAGAUUAUGAUUAUUAUGGUUCUACAUUAAAAUGUAACAAAUUGAGAAGUCAAAUAAUGUUGGGGGUAAUAUAUUUCUCUUUUUCUAUUA